Ipomoea nil (Japanese morning glory) is the source of this 918-nucleotide messenger RNA. RefSeq names its product mitogen-activated protein kinase kinase kinase 2-like. The coding region runs from base 1 to 918 and encodes 305 amino acids. Gene Ontology annotation, biological process: protein phosphorylation. Gene Ontology annotation, molecular function: ATP binding; protein kinase activity. The record is from RefSeq and is a predicted model, not a curated record. The transcript has a single exon. Lineage: Eukaryota; Viridiplantae; Streptophyta; Magnoliopsida; Solanales; Convolvulaceae.
AUGGGGUGGACGAAACAGCGUUUUCUAGGAUCCGGGUCAUACGGAAAGGUGUACUUGGCCGUAAAACGACCGGAAAGCAUGGAGGUCGCGGUGAAGUCCGGCACCGGCGUCAAGUGCAUCAACUCCCUCAUACGGGAGGGACACUUCUUGAAUUCGCUCAGAGCCUCUCCCUAUAUUCUUCGCUGUUUCGGGGAAGACAUAAGUAUGGAGAACGGAGUAGAGAUUUACAGCCUUCUUCUCGAGUACGCUCCCGGCGGAACUCUCGGCCAGUUAAUCAGGUCCCGCGGCGGAGCCGCCAUGCCGGAAUCCGACGUCGGAUGGUACGCCUAUCAGCUUCUCAAGGGUAUUCAUCACGUCCACAGCCUAGGGUUCGUCCACUGCGAUAUAAAGCCGGAUAACGUCCUAGUCUUCCCCAGACGAUACGCGAGGAAUUGGAUUAAGCUCUGCGAUUUUGGGAUAGCGAAGACGGCCGGCGGGAGCGGCUUUUUCGGCGGUAGUCAUCGCGGGGCUUUACGGUACGCGCCGCCGGAAUCUUUAACAUGGAAACAGUACGCGCCGCCUAAGGAUAUUUGGGCGCUGGGUUGCAUCGUCUUCCAGAUGAUCACCGGAAAACCUGCCUGGGAAUUUAGCUAUGACUGUAACUUAUUAUCAACCCAGAGUAUAUUUAUAUCCCCUUACGCCCUGGAUUUUCUGAGAAAUUGUUUGGAAGUGGACCCACGGCGGAGAUGGACGGCGGAGAUGCUACUUGCUCACCCAUUCAUCGUUAGAAAUAACCAUUGGUUUGAGAUUGAAGAAAGAGAGGAAGAUGAAGGGCCUCUGAACAACCCUUUGGGCUGUGCAGAAUGGAGUUCCAGUAAGAAUCUGUUUACAGGGCCGCCGCCAACUUUAUGCUUCAAUUCCAUAUUUAGAGAUGUAUAA